Molecule: messenger RNA, 3946 nt
Organism: Dermatophagoides pteronyssinus (European house dust mite)
Lineage: Eukaryota; Metazoa; Arthropoda; Arachnida; Sarcoptiformes; Pyroglyphidae
Product: transient receptor potential cation channel subfamily M member-like 2
Source: RefSeq, a predicted model, not a curated record
AUAGCAUCGAUUGUUCAGGAUGAAUAAUAGCCAAAAUCCAAUGAAUGACGAAGAUGAUGAAAUUUAUCUGAGUCAAGAAUCUUCAUCGGCUGAGCCGAAAAAUUCCUUAAAACUUGGUACCAGUUCAGGAACUGGUGGCUUUCAAUCAAUCGUCAAACGAAUACAAUUGGCAGCACGAAUUUCGCAACAAGGAAAUCAACACGGUGAUUGCUAUGAUGAAGAUGCUAAAUUGAAUACAUAUCUUAAACAAACAAAAUUAGCAACACGUCGACGUUCACGACGUUCUGGUUCGAUAUUUCCGCUUCCUACUCCACUGCCAACACCUUUAACAGGACAAUUAAAUACCAUACAAGAAUCACCAUUUGAAUUUCAACAAACAAGACCAUCAUUCAUUUUAGGUGAAAUUCAUUUUCUACACAAAGAUCAUCAAUAUGAUUUCAAACCAUUCGUCGCCCUCGAGCCACAUAUCACAUUGAAUGAUUUAUCACGAAUAUUAUUGGAAGAAUGGCAACUUGAAAUGCCCAAAAUUGUCACCUUAAUUGUUACAGGAAAAUCACAAAAUUCGCGAUGGAAAAAUGAAAAACAAAUCAAAAAUUUUCAGAUUGGAAUAGCAAAAGCGGCCAUGUCUACCAAUAUGUGGAUUUUGACUAAUGCUGUUAAUGGCGGCGUAACAUCUUAUGUUUGUUCGGCAAUCGAAAGAGAAUUUCAAAAAGCAAAAUUGAAAGGUCGACUUUAUCAACAAGUAAAUUCUUUUCAUUUGAUCGGAAUCGCUCAUGAAAAUCAUCUGAUUUAUGGACGAAAACUUUGUUAUAUCGAAAAUGCAUUGGUAAGUUUGAUGUUUUUUUUAGGGGUUAUUUGACAUUGUUUUAUCGGUAUGCAUCGAUUUUUUCGAUUCAUUUAGAAUUUAUUUAACAUUGAAAACACUGGUUUUAAUGAUGGUCAUCGAUUUGAAUUGAAUCCUGAUCAUACAAAUUUUAUUGUGUUGAAAAAUUUUCUCUACAAUAAUGAUUUUAUUAUGAAAUUGAUUGAUUUAUUCAACAUCAAAGAUUGUGUUAACAAUCAUGACCAAAAACAAUCGGAACAUACAAAAUCAGCAAAAAAUUCUGAUGAAAAUAAUGCCGACACACCAUUUGUUUCGAUUUUGAUUGAUGGAGAACCUGAAAACAUACAGCUUGUUUUACAAUUAAUAAAGAAAAGAAUUCCGGUUGUUGUAUUACAAGGAAGUGGUGGAAUGGCCGAUAUUGUUUCGUAUGCUUAUGCUAGAAUUUUUGAUUCAUUUGUUGAUUCCAUAGACAAAGAUUAUAUUGACAAAAAUGUAAAACCAUUGUUGGAUAAGAAAAUCAUACAACAAUUUAAUGAAUUAGAAGAUGAAAAUAAAAACAAUGAACGUAAUCGAAUUUGUCAACAAGUUAUUGAAUGUGUUUGUCUUACAAAACAACAUCGACGACAAGAUGGUCGUGAAUAUUUAAUCUUAUUGGAUACAUACAAUAUUAAUCAAGGUAACCUGACAAAUCUUCGUGAAUAUUUAUUGAAUGCUAUAUUGAAAUCUAAACAUCGUAAUGUUGAUCGUCCAUAUGGUGAACAAUUUUCCAAAGAUUUUGAUUUGAUUGUUGAUUGGAAUUGUGCUACGGUUGCACGAAAUGCUUUAUUUUCAAUGAAUUCAGUCAGUUUAAAUGGACUGUUGAAAUCAAAAUUUUUAGGCAUUUUGACUAGGCAAGAUCGUGAAGAAUUUGUUGAACUAUUUUUAGCUAAUGGUUUUCAAUUACAUAAAUUUUUGACACCAUCAAAAUUAAGCCGAUUAUUUCGUAUGAUACAUGAUGAUGAAUUUUUUCAUGCUGUUUGUUGGGAAACGGUUCUAAGUAAAUCACCUGUCGAUCGACAAUCAAAAUUUUUUAUUGAAACCGAUCUAAAUUGGUUAUUAGAAUUUGGUACUGGAUUACAAAAUUUAGUCAAAAUUAAUGAACUUCAUCUGAAUGCUAGCGAUUUCAUUGAAGAUUCAUUGGUAGCCGAACGUAAAGCUUUAACAUUGUUAACAAUGUGGGCAGUGGUACAAAAUCGUUAUGAAUUGGUUGAAAUUUUAUGGAAAUAUUGUGAUCAUCCAAUACAUUUAGCAUUGAUUAUAUCGAUGUUUUUCGAUAGAUUAUCUUGGCAUGUUUAUGAUACGAAUCUAAAAUUUGAACUUGAACAACGAUCAAAAACUUUUGCAAAAUAUGCAUACGAUGUGCUUGAUCGUUGUUAUCAGGAAAAUAUUUCGCUUGCAUAUAAUGUGUUAAGAGAAUCAAUCAAAGAUUUUAAUUAUAUGACGGCUGUAGAUAUUGCAGCAAAUGCUCGAUUGAAACAAUUUCUUGCUCAUCCUUGCUGUCAAAAAUGGUUGGCCAAUACUUUUCAAGGAAAGAUUCGUAUACGUGAAAUAACAUGGGGUUUUUUUACUGUUCCAGUUUCGAUCAAAAUAUUACUAUGCAGUCUAUUAGUAUUUCCAAUGUAUAUUUGGGUUCGUUUCAAAAAUGAUAAACCAAAAGAUGAUGAUGAAGAAUUCAGUGAUGAUGAUGAUGAAGAAGAAGAAUUAGAUGAUGUAUAUGAAAAUAAUGCAAAUAAAGAUGGAACAUAUGAAAUGAAACAGAUGUCUUAUGCUAAUGAAGCUUUUGUUAAUGAUGGCGAAACAUCAAAACCAUCAAACAUGAAUCAAAACAUUACAUCCGAUCGGAAAAAGAAACGAGAAGUAUUCGUACAAAAACAGCCACCAUUAUGGAAAAUGAUAGUUAUGAUGUGGUCGGCACCGAUUAGCAAAUUUUAUACAUCAUUAUUUUUCUAUGUAAUAUUUCUUAUGGUAAUUUCAUUAGCAGCUUUGUAUCCAAAUUGUGGUAAUAUUAUUCUCGAUUCAAUUGUUUGUAGUUGGUCAUUGCUUAUUGCAAUCAGUUAUAUUCGACAUGUUUAUAUUUUAUUCAUAAGAUAUUCAUCUGUGGUAACUUUGUAUACGAAAAUUAUCGAAAUUCUAUUAAUUCUAACAUUCACUGGAUUUUUUUCUACCACCCGUGUUCUACGAAUAUAUUUUUAUCCAAUUUAUUGGCAAAAAAUAAUGAUCGCAUUAGCUGUUUUGUACUUUUAUUAUCGAUUAAUCUCGGUAUAUUUACCCAUUUCACCAACGCUCGGUCCUUUUCUGUAUCGAUUUCGAUUGAUGAUCACUGUGGAUUUUGUCAACUAUAUGCGUAUCACUACUGUUAUAUUGAUUGCUAAUUCUAUCGCUAUUCGAUCAUUACAAUAUCCAUAUGAAGAAUUAACAAUUGAUUCAAUUAAAUCGGUAUUUCAUCAAGGAAUAGUUUCAUUAUUCACUGGACCACCAUCAGGCAAAAUUUUGGUGACAAAUGAUCCGAAAAAACAAUCAGAAUAUUGUCCAAAUAGUUUCCGUUCAUUCGAUAAUUCUUCUAUCAUUAUUGAUUAUCAAGAUAAUCAAGAUACAUUUAUAAUAUAUGUGUUUGUUUUUCAAUUUUUCAUCAUACUAAAAUUAAUUCUUGGUCCAUUAUUGUUCUCUAUAUUUGCUGUAACAGCUUCAAAAUGGGUAUCAGAAAUUGAUUCAAUUUGGAAAUUUCAACGUUAUCAAUUAGUAAUAGAUUUUGCUAAUCGUUUAUCGAUACCGGAACCAUUUAGUAUUGUUUACUAUUUAUACAUUUUAUGUUAUUAUAUUGCAUAUAUUCUAUGUUGCUGUUGUUAUAGUCGAAAUUGGUGUAAAUUAUUCGAACGAAUUUAUCAACAACAUUGUCUUUAUUGGAAAUUACUUGCUGGUGAAUAUAUUGUUGAUCAACAGAGACAAUUAUCAAGAAUAAAUGAAAAUGAUGAAUUAAAUCAUCGUCAAUGGGAUUGUAUACGUGAUAUAACCGAAGAAAUUGAAUAUGAAAAAAAAUUAUUACGUGAAAUUAAAAGUAAAUUAUUUGAAAUGGAAAAAUUUAUA